CACGAAGAAGCCUUCAUCUCAUGCUAAAAAAGUUGAGAGCGUCAGUCAGAACACAGUGCAGCCACCGACCGCAAGGCUCCAGCGAUGAUGCCACGUCACAUUUUUCUGUUCCUUCUCAGUGAAAUCUAUCAGGUUUCAGCAGCUACGUCUGAUGUAAAACAGGGCAGCGGGGUGAUAACAGCAACACUCGGGCAGAAUGUGACUCUGCCCUGCUCGUGUGAAAAUGAUGCUGUGACUUUCUUUACUUGGUACCAACAGCACUUGGGAGACAAACCUGUCAUCAUAUCAACUCUGAUGAAGCACAAAAAAGAAGCUUCCAUCUCUCCAGCGUACAAAGAGAGGUUUAAAGUGGCAGGACAAGGAGGCGUCAACAAUCUUGUAAUCAGAGACGUUCUCUUGUCAGAUUCAGCGAUAUACUACUGUGGGAUUUUAGAAUACAACACAGUUGAAUUUGGGAAAGGAGUCUUUCUACAUGUCAAAUCAUCAUCAUCCAAAACCAAAACUGUCGUCCAUCAGUCAGCGUUAGGGCCACUCCGGGUGGGAGAUUCUGUGAAUUUGAGCUGUACAGUGCACGCUGAAUCAUGUGCUGAGCAGCAGAGCUUCUACUGGUUCAGACAUGGUGCAGCUCAGCCUGCAAUUAUAUAUCACAAUGCAGGGGAGUGUAUUAAAGACCCAGGGUCUCACAUGAGAAACUGCACUUUAAACCUCCCAUUAAAGUCUGUGAGCUCCUCUGAUGCAGGGAUGUACUACUGUGCUCUGGCUUCAUGUGGGGAGGUUGUCUUUGGAAAUGGAACACGAGUACAGAUUGGAGGAGAUUCAGCCAACGUCCCCUCUCUCCUUGCGUAUUUCUUGAGUGUGGCAUUGGCAGUUUUCAUCAUCGUGCUACUUGUCUUGACUGUGAUCAUGCAAAAGUUGAAGAACAAGUCAUGCUCCACCUGCAAAGGUUCUGCAGCUUCUGAGGCCACGGGAGGUGAAUUAAAUAGCCAUGAUGCAGACCAUCUCCACUAUGCAGCUCUGAGUCUGAACAGAACGACUAAGCGACAUCGCCAAAAGGACAACGUGACGGCAGACUGUGUUUACUCCAGAGUGAGAAGAGAGUGAAAAAGGACUUUGUCUUUACGUUUUAUCCCUUUUAACUAAUCUGUCAGUCAUUUCACAUGACUAAAUGUAACAGAAAAUUCAGUUGAAGAAAAUAAACAAUAUCUAGAGUGA
Molecule: messenger RNA, 1212 nt
Organism: Labrus bergylta (ballan wrasse)
Lineage: Eukaryota; Metazoa; Chordata; Actinopteri; Labriformes; Labridae
Biological process (GO): response to bacterium
Source: RefSeq, a predicted model, not a curated record